Molecule: messenger RNA, 1236 nt
Organism: Dendrobium catenatum
Lineage: Eukaryota; Viridiplantae; Streptophyta; Magnoliopsida; Asparagales; Orchidaceae
Product: probable beta-1,3-galactosyltransferase 8
Exons: 8
Coding region: 1-1236 (411 amino acids)
Cellular component (GO): Golgi membrane
Molecular function (GO): hexosyltransferase activity
Source: RefSeq, a predicted model, not a curated record
AUGCUACUCCUGCGCGGCUUCAUGAAGGCCAUGGCGGAGAGAUCCCUAUCAUCCGAGAAGAAAUCAAGGGGGAGAUUGUUGCCUCAUAGGCUGGUGGCGGCGCUGUGCUUUCUCUGCUUUAUGUUCGGCUUUCUCUUCACCCGCCGAAUCGCUGUGCUCCCAUCAUCAUCGUCGCCGGAGAACAGAAUAGCUGCAAACUCUUCCACCACUGUAACUACAUAUGAAUCUAAGAACUCAAUCGAGUGUCAGCAUAAGAGAAGAUUAGGAGAGGGGAUUUCGAAGGACAUAAUCGGAGAGGUGUCAAAGACCCAUAAAGCCAUUCAGUCAUUGGAAAAGUCAAUUUCUUCACUUGAAAUGGAGCUUGCAGUGGCUAGAACUAGCAAAAAUUGGGGGCCACCUUCUUCCGGCAGAGGCCUCCAAAAGGCUUUCGUCGUCAUCGGCAUCAACACUGCCUUUAGCAGCAGUAGGCGGCGCCACUCGAUUCGAGAGACUUGGAUGCCUAAAGGUUCUAAGCUCUGGAGAUUGGAGAAGGAGAAAGGUAUAAUAAUCCGAUUUGUAAUCGGUCACAGUGCCACACCUGGGGGAGUACUGGAUCGCGCUAUCGACGCGGAGGAAGCAGAAACAAAGGAUUUUUUAAGGCUUGAGCAUGUGGAAGGUUAUCACGAGCUGUCAACGAAGACGAGGGUGUUCUUCGCCACGGCUGUCUCUAUCUGGGAUGCAGAUUUCUAUGUAAAGGUUGAUGACGACGUGCAUGUAAAUCUAGGAAUGCUGGGAACAACUCUUUCACGAUACAAAACCAAGCCGAGGGUGUAUGUCGGGUGCAUGAAGUCUGGGCCCGUUCUAUCACAGAAGGGGGUGAAAUAUCAUGAACCAGAAUUCUGGAAAUUUGGAGAAGAAGGCAAUAAAUAUUUCAGGCAUGCCACGGGUCAAAUAUAUGCCAUCUCAAAGGAUCUGGCAGCAUAUAUCUCUAUAAAUGCGCCAAUAUUGCAUAGAUAUGCAAAUGAAGAUGUUUCUUUGGGUUCAUGGCUAAUUGGCUUGGACGUGCAGCACAUAGAUGAUCGAACUAUGUGCUGUGGAACUCCUCCAGAUUGCGAGUGGAAAAUGCAAGCGGGAAAUGUUUGUGUGGCAUCAUUUGAUUGGUCCUGCAGUGGGAUAUGCAAAUCGGUGGACAAGAUGAAAGAUGUCCAUAAUGCUUGUGGAGAAGGUGAUGGUGCAAUUUGGAAUGUUUCUAUAUAA